Drepanopeziza brunnea f. sp. 'multigermtubi' MB_m1 is the source of this 171-nucleotide messenger RNA. NCBI's taxonomy places the organism in Eukaryota, Fungi, Ascomycota, Leotiomycetes, Helotiales, Drepanopezizaceae. The record is from RefSeq and is a predicted model, not a curated record.
AUGGAAACUAAACUUUUGAAGCAUCCUCGAGGGGUAAUACUUGGGCCUGUACCGUGGUCUAAAGGCUGGAAACUGGUUGAGGAACCGAACGUCGGGAUAUUGAUGAUCGUACAGAUAGCAGAGAGAUUAGCUAAAGAACUAAGAGAAGAAAAUUGGCUGAACGAUGGCUAA